CAGCAGCAGCUGUGCUGGACGGUCGCUGCAGAUAUUUCUUUUACUUUGCGCCCGGGCUUGUGCUGGCUGUCAGUCCCAUGCCACGGCGUCUGCCCGAACCCUCGUGGGUUCCUGUCCCGGUCUGGGUGUGAGUCCACUCUGUCACGAUGUCUGUCGAACACGAGGGGACCUUCAGUCAUCUCAACAAGUUUGAGAAACUGUCGUGGAGGCCCUCCGUCCGUGACUCAGGCUCCAAGAAGCGAGCGCGAUGGCUUCAGGCUCGCCGCCUCUUCUCCCCCACCUGCCCCAACCUGCGGAUCCCCAACAGGUUUCUGAGAGAAGGGCACUGUAUACCACCUGCCCGCAGCGGGCAUCGCUGUGUUGCAGACAACGCCAACCUGUAUGUUUUUGGAGGUUACAAUCCAGACUUUGAGGAGGCAGGCGGCUCGGAGAAUGAAGACUACCCUCUGUUCAGGGAGCUUUGGCGGUUUCACUUUGCCACAGCCUCCUGGCAGCAGGUCCGCACAGAAGGCUACAUGCCCACAGAGCUGGCGUCCAUGUCAGCCGCCUUACAUGGGAACAACCUGCUUGUGUUUGGUGGUACUGGAAUUCCAUUUGGUGAAAACAACAGCAAUGACAUCCAUGUCUGCAACGUUCAGUACAGACGAUGGAACCUGCUCAACUGCAAAGGGAAGAAACCCAACAAGAUCUACGGGCAGGCUAUGGUCAUCAUUAAUGGCUACCUGUAUGUGUUUGGAGGGACAACAGGCUACCUUUACAGCACCGACCUGCACAGGUUGGACCUGACCACUAAAGAGUGGACACACCUUAAACCCAUCAACGCACCAUCAGAUCUGCCUGAGGAGAGGUAUAGACACGAGCUCGCCCAUGAUGGGCAGCGAAUAUACAUUUUAGGAGGUGGGACUUCUUGGACAUCGUAUCCCCUGGAAAAAAUUCACGCCUAUAACUUGGAGACCAGUUACUGGGAGGAAAUUAUCACUAAACCCCAUGAAAAAAUAGGAUACCCUUCUGCCCGCCGAUGUCACAGUUGUGUGCAGGUCAAAGAUGAGGUCUUUAUAUGUGGGGGUUAUAACGGCGAGCUGAUCCUGUCCGACCUGUGGAAGAUUAACCUGCAAACUUUUCAGUGGACAAAGCUCCCAGCUGUCAUGCCAGAACCAGCUUACUUUCACUGUGCAGCAGUCACUCCGGCCGGCUGCAUGUACGUCCAUGGUGGAGUUGUCAACAUGUCUGGGAACCGAAGGACUGCCUCUUUGUAUAAAGUAUGGUUGGUGGUGCCCAGUCUGCUGGAACUGACCUGGGAGAAACUGCUGAAAUCAUUCCCUCAUUUAACCCAGCUGUCCACCCUUCAGCUGCUAAGCCUGGGACUGACACACACAUUAAUUCAACGGCUAAAAUAGCCUGAACACAAAGACUGACUGACUGAGGUGAAAGGAGCAGCACCAUUGCCAAAUUGGUGGUAAGUAGGUCAGCACCAGCUUGAUGAUGUCAGCAACUUAUGAAAAUACUUCAUUUUAGACCUUUAUGUAUAAUGUGCUGUUUUGUUUUUAAAAUGGAAUGUUCAUUUUAAGUUUCAUCAGAGGGAAUGCACCGGUGCCGACAGCAGACUGUCAAUUAUUCUUGAUUCUUUUUUUCUUUUUUAAACUUCAGUGUACCCCAGAUAAGUUUUCUAAUUUGCAUUUUGCAUGCCAGUUUCUCUAUCACAGAAACUUGUGCAUCACAAGAGUAGGAUGUCAUCUGGUGAAAUGCAAAAUAAAUGUUGUUUCAUGUAGUUUAAUAUUAGUUUGAGAUGGGGCUUGUCUCACUUUAGCUGAAGCAACAACAUUGCACCCAUUUUGCUGUAUUUGAGCUUCUGCUGCGUCCUCUGUGAGAAGGGCCAUCCGGAUACAUGUACUGUAGUUUAAAAAAGGUGAAAUACACCCUAAAAGUGGAAUUUGUGAGAAAGAAGGCUGAUUCUCAGAACAACGCUGCACUGCUUAUAAAGCUCAAUCAUCUAACGGGUAUCUCAUAAUGGUCUAAAUAGGUCAGUUAUUUUAAACUGUGCUUUAGCUGAAAAGGUAUUUUCUGGUUGGCUUUUAACAGUAGUUUUGUUGUUCAACUGAAAAUGGUUACCCUUCUUGAUCCCACUGGGUAUUUUUUGAAAAGGUGAGAACCUGAAAGCCUCUUUGAGACACAUGCCGCUCAACAUCACUGUGAAACCUUUUGUGCUUCAAAAAUUCUUUGUUGAUUUUAUAAAUGCCUACACCUGCAGCUCCAGUGAUUCUCAAUAAUUUUCUUUCCUUCGUCUGGUGCCUUGUGACCUUCUAAGAAUUGUUUUCCUUUCCAUUCUUUAACACUAAAUUAUUCACACCUCUGAACUGUGCUCUUCACAUGAGCCUUUUACUUGAUAUAUUUUCUUCUCCUGAUAAAUCAGGAAUUACUUCUGCAACUUUAACUUAAACCCACAACAUUUUUUUUUUUACAUAUUCGUUUUAAAUGUUCUGCUCUUUAUGUUGUGGAAAUGUACCCAAGUGUAAAUGUUUUUUCCCCAUUUUAUUUCAUUGUCACUUUCAGUAUCCACUUUAUGCCUCGAUAUCUAAACCUUUCUCACUGUGACAUGCAGUAAGUGCUAUUGUUUUUUUUUCCCACCGUUUUUAAGACUGUUGCACCAUCAUUUGGUUCUUGGUGAGAAACUGUAAAAGGAGAACUUGUCAGGGUGUAAGGUGUCGUGGAUAACAAAUACUGACGACUUCGCUGUCCGAACGCCUGCAGACUUAGCACUGUUUUUCUGUAUAGAGAUUUGUUAGUCAGGCCUGGAGUUCUUUACAAGUUACUGUGGACUGUAAUCUUAAAUGCUGUGCUGAUAAUGUCCUGAUGCUUAUUUGCCUGUGUUACAGUACAUUAUUACACUGAGUGUUCUGUGUAAUCCACAGUAACUGUUGAUAUUUAGCUUUCUGGUGGCUAUUGCACACCAAAAUGCCUUUCCCCCCCCCCACUCAACACUGUCCUUAUGUAUUUCUGACAUUUCAUGGCCUUAUUUAUUCUGUUUUAAAUCAGUCUGAUUGGCAGUUAUGCAGCCAGAAUCUAGAUUGACAUGUUUAUAUUUGCAUCUCUUGAUGUUAAUGAAGUUAAGUAAUCUGCAUGUCAACACAGGUGUGCAUGCCACUUUACAUUAACUCUUGGGAGAAGAUGUGAACGUGUCCUUAAAGGCAAAUAUGGCUGCAUUGUUUUGUCCUUUUUUGUCCGUACAAACAAUAAAAAUAGGCAGCUGGUUUUUCAAAAUCUUGUAUGGAAAUAUUUUUUGUUAAAUAUCAACCCUGCUGUGUUUCAAAUCAUAAAGUGGAAGCCGCUUGUCACGGACGUACCAUAUUUGAAGCUCGUGUACACCCACACAGAGUAUAUGUAUGUCAUUAGUGUAAAUGCAUACCAUCAGUUUGUAAAACAACUGUAGUUUACUCUUUCACAUUUUGUAAAAAGGAUUGAUGCUUUAUGGUUAGAUGUUGGCCUACAGUAUGUACUGUAAAUAUUACAACAGUCAUCAGGAGUCAUUAUUUAAAAGUGCCUACCUGAGAUUUUCUUUUUCAGUUAGAAAACAAAAAUAUUUAAAUUCUCAGUAUUUCCACAGUGGCAUUUGAAAUGUUUAU
Cololabis saira (Pacific saury) is the source of this 3620-nucleotide messenger RNA. Its product is annotated as kelch domain-containing protein 10-like. Gene Ontology annotation, molecular function: protein binding. The transcript is spliced from 10 exons. Bases 147 to 1397 code for a protein of 416 amino acids. NCBI's taxonomy places the organism in Eukaryota, Metazoa, Chordata, Actinopteri, Beloniformes, Belonidae. Gene Ontology annotation, biological process: positive regulation of stress-activated MAPK cascade. The record is from RefSeq and is a predicted model, not a curated record.